UUUCAGAAACCGAAGAAGAGUGAUAAGAACGAAGGAAAUGUUACAACUUGGCCUUCUUGCCGCUGGCCAUCUCCCUAUUUUCUUUGCAAUGUUCUUUACAUUAAUGCUAAGCACAUCGUAUGUGCUGGCAGUAUGGCAAGGUGAUGUAGAUCCGGUUUUUCCGUACAUUUCAUCUUCUGGAGAUCGUCGUCCAGAAUCGUGUAUCUUCAGUAUGAUGCUCAAUUUAUGCUCGUUUCUGCUAAUGCUUAUCAUUUAUUUAAGGUACUCGUUAGUAGUUGAACUCAACCGGGACUCAGACCAUCGCCUGAAACGCUUGAAUAUUUUUACACUCGCUAUCGGUAUGAUUGGUGGAAUUGGGAUGUUUGUUGUCGCCAACUUUCAGGAAUCAGCUGUUAUUAUUGUACAUUUAAUUGGAGCAUUUCUAUGUUUCGGGUGCGGAUGUUUUUAUAUGCUUUUGCAAUUUUGUCUUACCGUUUACAUGUGUCCAUUAUACAACAGCCGUCGAAUUGGUUUCAUCCGUGGUGCAGUGGCAUUAUUUGCCCUGCUGUGCUUUAUCACAGUUGUUUCAUUUGGUGUAGCUGCAUCAAAUGAAUUUCACAAGCAUUAUCCUGAUCAGCCUACACCGCGGCCUUGGUCCAGAAAAACAAAGCAACCCGGUUACAAUCUUCACUGCAUUUCCGCUAUUGCUGAAUGGUGUUUAGCAAUAUGCAACGUGUUAUUUAUAUUGAGCUUCUCUCGCGAUUUUGAGAAACUUCGUGUUGAAUUGAAUGUGCAACCGCUAGUUUCGCACUUGGAUCACAGUCCGCUGUGGCGCUCCGCUACCGAUCUUAGUUCACCAUAUUGAUGGUGAAACGUAUACUUGUAAUU
This is a messenger RNA of Loa loa (African eye worm), 867 nucleotides long. RefSeq lists its product as hypothetical. The transcript has 7 exons. Bases 38 to 844 code for a protein of 268 amino acids. NCBI's taxonomy places the organism in Eukaryota, Metazoa, Nematoda, Chromadorea, Rhabditida, Onchocercidae. The record is from RefSeq and is a predicted model, not a curated record.